Messenger RNA from Theobroma umbraticum, 1884 nucleotides. It is a transcript of the gene PDIL1-1, whose product is annotated as PDI-like 1-1. NCBI's taxonomy places the organism in Eukaryota, Viridiplantae, Streptophyta, Magnoliopsida, Malvales, Malvaceae. The record is from RefSeq and is a predicted model, not a curated record. Gene Ontology annotation, molecular function: protein disulfide isomerase activity. Gene Ontology annotation, biological process: response to endoplasmic reticulum stress; protein folding. Gene Ontology annotation, cellular component: endoplasmic reticulum.
CCCAAAGGUUUCUAUAAAGCUCAGAGGGAAAAAGAGCGAAAGCAGAAGCGAGGAAAAGAGAGAGAGAGAGAGCUACGAUAAUGGCGAGAAGUGUUUCGAUAUGGCUUGCUAUGGCCGCAAUCGUAUGCUCUCUAACAGUGAUCUCAGCUGAAGAGAGUGAAUCGAAAGAGUUCGUCUUGACCUUGGAUCACUCCAACUUUACUGACACUGUUAGUAAGCAAGACUUUAUCGUCGUCGAAUUUUACGCUCCUUGGUGUGGGCACUGUAAGAAUCUUGCUCCAGAGUAUGAGAAAGCUGCAUCUAUAUUGAGUAAACACGAUCCUCCAAUCUUUCUAGCUAAAGUUGAUGCCAAUGACGAAGCAAACAAAGAAUUAGCAAGUCAGUAUGAAAUCAAGGGUUACCCUACGCUUAAAAUUUUGAGAAAUGGAGGAAAGAAUGUUCAAGAAUACAAAGGUCCACGUGAAGCUGAUGGUAUUGUGGAGUAUGUGAAGAAACAAAGUGGUCCUGCUUCUGCUGAAAUAAAGUCCGCAGAAGAUGCCAGUAAUCUUAUUGGUGACAAGAAGAUAGUAGUUGUUGGGAUUUUCCCAAAAUUCUCUGGCGAAGAGUUUGAGAGCUAUAUAGCUCUUGCUGAGAAAUUGCGUUCUGACUAUGAAUUUGGUCAUACUUUGGAUGCUAAACACCUUCCCCGUGGUGAAUCAUCAGUGACUGGCCCUGUGGUCAGACUUUUCAAGCCUUUUGAUGAACUCUUUGUUGACCUCAAGGAUUUUAAGUUGGAAGCUCUAGAGAAGUUUGUUGAAGAAUCUAGCAUUCCUAUUGUGACCCUCUUUGACAAUGACCCAAGUAAUCACCCCUUCGUUAUCAAAUUCUAUAACAGUCCCAAUGCAAAGGCUAUGUUGUUUGCAAAUUUGAGUGCUGAAGGUGUUGAUGCCGUAAAAUCAAAAUAUCGUGAAGUUGCUGAACAAUACAAAGGACAGGGCAUAAGUUUCCUUUUGGGAGAUGUUGAGGCUAGUCAAGGUGCCUUCCAGUAUUUUGGAAUUCAAGAAAGCCAAGUACCUCUCAUCAUCGUUCAGAAUAAUGAUGGGAAGAAGUAUUUGAAGCCAAACUUGGUGGCUGAUGACAUUGCACCGUGGGUGAAGGAUUAUAAGGAAGGAAAAGUUCAACCAUAUGUAAAAUCCGAACCUAUCCCCGAGGAGAAUAACGAACCUGUGAAAGUGGUGGUUGCUGACACCCUCGAAGACAUGGUUUUCAAAUCAGGAAAAAAUGUUCUGCUCGAGUUUUAUGCCCCCUGGUGUGGACAUUGCAAGAAAUUGGCACCAAUCUUGGACGAAAUUGCUGUCCAUUAUGAAAAAGAUGCUAAAGUUUUGAUUGCAAAACUUGAUGCAACUGCUAAUGAUAUCGCGGAUGAGAACUUUGAUGUUAAAGGCUACCCGACUGUUUACUUUAGAUCAGCUAAUGGAAACAUAACACCGUAUGAGGGUGAUAGGAGCAAGGAAGACAUCAUCGACUUCAUUGAAAAGAACAGGGACAAAGCUGUCCAUCAAGAGUCAGUAAAAGAUGAGCUCUGAAGAGGGAAGCAAAUGGUAAAGGGCAUAUCUUUGAAGCAAAACAACUAUGGCCAUACCAAAUUUUUAAUGCCGAAUGAUUUGGUAUCAUCUUUGCAGGUAUAUUCAAGAAGUGCUAUGGACUUAAUGAUGAUGCCUUGAUCUUCCCCUCUUACCUCUAUAUCAGUGUAGCCUUUUAAAUUGAAGCAUGUGUGUAAUGUGUGGACGGCAGUUUUAGGUGUUAUAGUUGAUAGUAGUUUUUGGAUAUUAUUAGUUGCAACAGUUAAUUCGGCUGUAGGAGACAUCCGAGCAAGUUAAAUCUAGAGAGGAUAUUUUCAAUUUA